Molecule: messenger RNA, 1644 nt
Organism: Lactuca saligna
Lineage: Eukaryota; Viridiplantae; Streptophyta; Magnoliopsida; Asterales; Asteraceae
Source: the annotation of a GenBank genome assembly
AUGGCGGAGGAGGUCACUAACACCGUGGUUGGGAAAAUAGUGGACUUGUUGUUUAGUGCGGCUAAAUGGGAGAUUGAUUACGUCCGAAAUUGCACUAAAAAUGUUGACAUGUUGAGGAAUGAAGCUCAAAAGCUCAAGGAUAUGACGGAUAGGAUUCAACAACGAAUCCAUGCAGCUAAAGAAAAUGGAGAUGUUCUCUUAGUUGGUGUGCAGAACUGGAUGGACAUGGCAAACAUUGAAAUAUCCAAGGCGGAAGAGUUUCUUGAAGAAGAAGCCAAUGCCAAGAAGACGUGCUUCAACUUACAACCUUGUGUCAAUUUGAGCACCCUCCACCAUUACAGUAAGAUGGCGAUAAACUAUACCCCUUUUCUUUUGCAGCAUCAAGAAGAUGGUCAAACUUAUGAAUCUUGUGUCUCCAUUCUCACUCGCACCCCAAUAUUGGUAGAUCUCUACCAAACAAAGAAUCUUGAUGAUAUUGAUACCCACAAGUUGGCGUUGAGGGAAAUCAUCGAAGACGUUGAAAAGAUUAAUAAGAAUGUUGAAGUAGCUGCAAAGCGGAUAAUGAUUAAUGAGGAGAAGGUUCUAAUCAUUUUAGAUGACAUAUGGGAACAACUGGUCCUAUCUGAUCUAGGCAUACCAUGUGGGAAUGAGCACAUGAAUUGCAAGAUUUUGUUGACUUCUAGAAGAAUGGAUGUAUGUGAAGGGAUGAACGUCGAUAGGAAUAUCUGUGUAAAUGCUUUAAAGAAGAAAGAAGCGUGGGUGCUCUUCAAACGUAUAGUUGGUGAUGAGAAGUUAGCGAAUGACACUAGUAUGGAGAAAAUUGCAAAAGAAGUGACUAAAGAAUGUGGUGGAUUGUCCCUCAUCAUUCGAGCGGUGGGAAAUGAUUUAAAAAAUAAAUCAAUUCAUGUAUGGGAGGCAACACUUGACCGACUACGAAACCAUGCCCCACUAGAGAUCCAUCAAGAGAUAAGGAAAACAUUUACUCAUUUGAAGCUGAGCUAUGACUUGCUUGGCAGUAAAGAAGCUAAAUCAUGCUUCUUAUUGUGUAGUUUGUUCAGUGAAGAUGAAAUCAUAGAUACUUUAUGUUUAGCAGAAUAUGGGGUGGGUCUGCGGAUAUUUGAUAAUCUGUGUAGCAUUAACGAUGCCAGAAAAAGAAUCCAGAUGGCAGUUGACACACUCACAUCUUCUUCCGUGUUAUUGUCCGAGGGAAACAAAGUAAAAAUGCACGAUGUUGUUCGUGAUGUGGCUUUGUUAAUAACUUCGUCUUCUGAUGGUGAAGAGAAGGAGAAGUUUUUAGUGGAGGCUGGAAAUAAAGAUACGACAGAAUGGCAACCAAGAAACAGAACCUCAGAAAGCUACACCAAGAUCUCACUCAUGGAUAAUAGAAUUCGUAAGCUUCCCGAUCAUGAGCUUCAUUUCCCACUCCUUGAUACUUUCCUUAUACGAUACAAUCUUCUUUCAAUUAUUCCUGAUGAAUUCUUUCGAGGCAUGAAAGAAGUUAAAGUUUUAGAUAUGUCUCAUAAUAAAAUCAGAUCCCUCCAACAAUCACUGAAGCUGCUCACAAAACUCAUCACGCUUGAUCUAAGUUUAAAUAGAUCUCUCAAAGAAAUUUGUAUAGUUGGGGAGCUAAAAUUGUUGGAUUAA